AUGGUGGACUAUUACAAAGUCCUUGGACUGCAAAAAAGUGCCUCACAGGAUGACAUUAAGAAAUCCUACCGCAAACUGGCACUAAAAUGGCAUCCAGAUAAGAAUCCCAACAACAAGGAGGAAGCUGAAAAGAAAUUCAAAGCAGUUGCUGAGGCAUACGAGGUUUUGUCAGACCCUCAGAAACGAUCUCUCUAUGACAGACCCGUUAAGGAGAGCAGGUCCCAAGGAGGAAGAGGUGCCGCAGCCCGUAACAGCCCGUUCGAUUCCAGUUACAUAUUCCGUAACCCCGAGGAGAUUUUUAGGGAAUUCUUUGGAGGGUUGGAUCCCUUUGCACAUGAUUUCUGGGACAAUUCAUUCGACAGCCAUGGUGAAAGCAGGCACAGAACAAGUGGAAGGGGAAGCGGCCUCAACUUGUUUCCUGACUUUGUGCGGUCAUUUAUAUCAUUCAAUUCAUUCGGCCCCAGUGAGCAGACCACCUUCUCCUUUGGUGGGGACACACCUGGGUCACACAGUUUCAGAUCAGUCUCCACCACUAGUGAAGUGAUCAACGGCAGGAGGAUCACCACUCGGAAAAUCAUCGAGAAUGGGCAAGAGAGAACAGAAGUGGAAGAAGACGGCCAAUUGAAAUCUGUAAAAGUAAAUGGAAGAGAACAACUGAAAUGA
Molecule: messenger RNA, 663 nt
Organism: Struthio camelus australis
Lineage: Eukaryota; Metazoa; Chordata; Aves; Struthioniformes; Struthionidae
Source: RefSeq, a predicted model, not a curated record